AUGAACGCUCCGUCUGGGAUCGACUCAGAUUACUCAAGUGGCGAGGACGAAGUGUCGUCCCCUCCUUACUCGCCUGUCUCACCUAGCAAAUCUCACUUUUCACUGAAAGCUUUAUUCUUACCCACAGGCAAGCUCGACAAAGACAAGGCGGCAAAUCAUCAGGACAAGCCAGAGAAGAUAUCAGGAAAUCAGUUCGAAUCGUCUGGAAUCGCUCGAGCGCCCAGUCCAAUUCAACUCCGAGCGCCGAAGAAGAAAACCGUUAGGAUUUAUGUGAACGGGGAGAAGCACCCUGAUUCUACUGUCGAUGAUGCACAAGUCAGUCCGUCUUUGGACCUAGCAGCCUCGCCAACUACUCCCUUAUCGGUUGGAGAUGCUGGAAGUCCUUGGGCACGCGCUAUGAGCCCCUUCACUUCACCUGGUCCAAGAGGUCAAGGACCCCCGGCCAAUGAAGUGUUUCAACUGCUCCGACAACUCAUCGUGGAGACAACGCGGGCAAGAGAGGAUGGCAGUACAGGAGCUCGAUUGGACCCUCUCGAUGAACCGAGUGAUGUGGAAGCACCUGCUCCACCUGUGAAAGACAUGGGCGGGAAGAUGAAGACCAAGCCAAGCAAGUUGAAGAAGUUGGCCAAGAUGACGAAAUUGACCAGUCCGCCGAAGCAAGAUUCAUCGAGUGAUGCGUCGUCCUCUUUCAGCGCAACGGAUGGGUUUCGCAGCCCUGUACGGCCGGAUGAGUUGAAUGGAUUCAGUCAGCAGGAUCAGCGAGGGAAUCCUGCUCACAUUGACUCGAAUCAACCAUCCGGAUCUGCUUCCUCCUUCCCUUCGAUGAUCCACUACCAGCCUCCGGACGAUCGCGCCAAUCGUUUGCCAGAUGGAAGGAGAGCUCACAACCUAGCUGAUGAGUAUUAUCAUCCUGAGCGAUAUAUGACCUCUAGAUCCGGAGAAUUGAGUGAUGGCGCGGGAAAGGAUAGACCAGAUUCGCAGUUACCGUAUCUCGCUCAAUUCCCGGUGCCUCCUGGGCGCAACAAUGCCAGGGGUGGGGAUCAGCAGGCUAGGUUGAAGUCAUCAAAUCCCGAUGUUGCGGCAGACCGAUUCAUGCCAUCCGCACUGCGCUCUGUCCCCGUCCUGUCCCAUCGGCGAUGGGGUUCCGAUCCUCGUGGCGCGCAAGCCGAGACUACACAAAACUCGAUAUCUCAAGCAUAUUCUGGUCAGCCUUGGCAGAAUCUGUCCCAGAAUGAAAAUCCUGCCCCUCAAACGCAACACUGGAACUGCCCGCCUUACGGCGCACCAGGAGCACAGCAUUUCCAGCCUCCGUGGACAGCUCCAUCGUACCUUCAAGGUGCUUUGGGAUACCAUGUCCCACAUGCACAGCCGUACUGGCCAGAAGAACCACCACAUCUCGCACCUCUCUCACUCGCACAACCUCUUCAGCCGUGGCACCCCUGUUGCCCUCCUCAGAUACAUUACAUAUGGGGUCCACCUCCUUGGUAUCAGAGUCACAUGCCACCUGCAGAGCAACCACAUCAGUCUGAUGCCUCUCAGAGCCGACCUGAUGAUGCAAAGACGAAGGUUCUUCCCGGCGCGAGUAAUGCAGCCGAACCUGCCUGUGAAAGUACUGAAAGUCAAUCUGCCCCGAUGAAGGAUUCUCCGGUGGUGGCUCAAGUACAAGACUCGCGUGACAAAUCAAGGGACCCAGCCCCGCCGUUGGCGGCAAUGAAGACGCCGGAAUCUCCGAGGACCUCCGACAAAGGGGAAGACAAGGAUCGAACUCAGCCCCAGAACGCGUCAGCAGCUCCCCAUUCAGGACCAAGGAUGGACGAGUCGUCUGAAAGGCGGACACCAGCUCCGCUAAGCUUAGACGAAGCGACGGGUAUCAAAAAGAGACUUGACAAAGCCCAAUCGCAGCGUGAACAAUUGAAGAGGCGGAUACACGAAGGGAGAAUAGAUCGAGCGGAGGGGAAGAAAGAGCUUGAGGUCCUGACGAAGCUCAGGGAUGGACUUGAAUCGAGACUGAAAGCAGCGACGAGCAAGGAGACUGGUAGUGUGAGCGUCAAGGAUCCUGGAGCUGCCUCAAGCAGAGACAAGAAGACGUUGAAUCUGCCCUCCGGUUCCUUGAGGGAUAUGCGUGCAGCAGGUGCCACUGUGCCCACGUCUCCCCCUAGGGCACCGCAAAAUUCGAAGGACAAAAUGAAGGAGCAGAUCACUGACAUUGAGAAACGCAUGGUCAGAGUCAAGUCAAAGAUGCUCAACGGCGGCCUGGAGAAAGAAGAAGGCGAGAAGAUGCUGGCGAAAUUGGACACGAGCAGAAGGAAGAUGCGGGAAACGCUAGCUGCGAUGGAUGAUCCGGACUCAGAACUGGUAAAGAAUGAAGCGACGUCCACUGUGACAGGAGACGCUGUCAAAGAAGUGGAGAUGAAGAUGAAAAGGUUGAAAAUCAAAGUCAAAGAUGGCAGUGUGGCGAAGGACGAGGCGGAAAAGGCAAUGAAAAGGUUAUUGAAAGCGAAGGCAGAAUUGGAGAAAGGGGCUGAAGCAAAUCGUGAAACGACCGGAGAAGCCUCCCGUGAGGAUCGUAGCGAUCUAACUCGGGAGCUGGACCUAGAUAUACUGGAGCAAGUCUUGGCAGAGAUCCCUAGCAAGUCAGGAGAGGCUUCCAAUUCCGAGAACAAGAACACUGAGCGUAGGACAAAACCUGACGAGCGGGUUCAAUCAUCCAAAGGAUUCCAAGGGCACGGUAUCCAGCACAAAGGCUCACGGCAUGAGGAUGAAACUGGAUCGUCUGAGCAGCUCCAAAAUCCUACGCCUGACAGCCGUCGCGUGAAGCUGCAGAUACCUGGCGCAUGGCAUGACGAUCGUGUGCGACAAUCUGUUCAUGCAGCGACGAUCGACGCUAGCCAAGGGCAAGAAGAAGUGACAUGGACGAAAUGUCUAGUCUCCAUCGCUCACUGCAUCGACCUUGGUACGGACCUCUCCCGUUACUUGAUCUCCCGACAACGACACAGUAAAGACAACGGUGACCAGUCGACUUCUCUUGUCGUCGAGAUUCUCCCGCGACUCCUCACCUCGUUAAUGUUUCAACGAGACAUUGUCAGCUGCAUGCGUGGAAUCCUGGGAGAUGAGCACUCGAAAAUGAUGGGUGCGUUUCUGGAGCACAUCAUCAUCGUCAAGAGGUUUUUGGAAGAUCAGUACGCCAAGGAGAAGGAGAGAAAGUCACGGAAAGAUAAAGCCAACGACGACGUCGUCAAUGUGGAGGAUGCCUAUCACGGCUUGGUUCGUGCAUUCGAAUCGGGAUCACUGCACGCAAUCAUCGAUCAUGUCUUGGGCCUAAGCGACUUUUCGACGCCGCAUCUUCUAUCGACACUAAAAGACGCAUUGCAGGAAUGGCGAGAUGACGGCUUCUCAUUUAGGAAGAUCAUUCGUGUCAUCAUGACUGUUCGUGAGGAAUUAGACAAAGCUUCGAAAAAUGAAGCAAAACGGCUCAGAUCAGACAAAGCUAGCGUCGAGCCUUCUGGGACACUUGAUCUGCUUGACAAGUUGCUGCACUUCGCCGAGAGUGACAGCGAGGGUAGAAGAGUACUGAAGUCGCAAGGAGAGGGACUUCGUAUACGCAGGAAUGAAAGCAACCGCAAAGAGGCUAGAAGUGUUCAGAGUCAGCACAACUACGGGAUCGCGGACAAGGUCGCUCAAAUGUUGCAUCUUGACGGAAUUAGAGACAGCAGGCGGCGUGAGAGUGAACCGGAGAAGGCGGGUUCAGUGCCGCGGGACUCGGAAGCGCCGUCUAGACUUCAUCGGUUGAGGCGACCGGAGGCAUCAGGAUCACCAGCGCGACCCUCGAGUCGUCCUCCUCCUACCCAUCACCAUGUCUCUAGCACCGCAGACAUUCCCCUUCCACCCAUCACCAGCGAAUUUUUGGCGUCCGAUUCCGCCUCACCAAGAGCACACAGGAGACGGCCGUCUGGUCCGGCUCCUAAGCACGAUCACCAUUCGACCAUUGUUCGACCUCCGGGUCCAGCACCAGAAGCGAGAGGCUCGCAUCAUCAUGCCACUAUCGACAUCGAAGAAUAUCCCGAGGCGCCCAAGAAUUUGAAGCGGGGAGACAGCAUGGCGUCCAAAGCGUCCAAGUACUCUCAAGAUAGUGAAGGGACUGUCGAGUCUGAUGAGGAGGCUAAAGAGUUGCUCGGUAAUGCCGAUAGCGGUCCGAAGCCACUACAGUCUUCGGGCCUUGGUGAAGAGCAGAACGAUUCUUUACCCAGCGGCAGACAGGUGCGAAUGGCGAGAGAAGUAUUACGGGGCGGACCAGAAUGA
Molecule: messenger RNA, 4299 nt
Organism: Kockovaella imperatae
Lineage: Eukaryota; Fungi; Basidiomycota; Tremellomycetes; Tremellales; Cuniculitremaceae
Exons: 6
Coding region: 1-4299 (1432 amino acids)
Source: RefSeq, a predicted model, not a curated record